Molecule: messenger RNA, 3117 nt
Organism: Solanum pennellii
Lineage: Eukaryota; Viridiplantae; Streptophyta; Magnoliopsida; Solanales; Solanaceae
Product: receptor-like protein 9DC3
Exons: 2
Coding region: 1-2916 (971 amino acids)
Molecular function (GO): protein binding
Source: RefSeq, a predicted model, not a curated record
AUGCAAUACCAAAAAUUGAUAACUGCUUUCUGUUUCCACUCUCUUUUUAUACUUUUCGUCCAACAAUGUCAGCUUACAUAUGCUGGGAAACAUCUCUGUGCCCGCGAUGAAGCUUUUUAUUUGCUUCAACUUAAGCAAGGCCUCACCGUUGAGCCAUAUGCUUAUCGCUAUGAUUGUGACAGUGAGGCCGUAGCCAAGACUUUGUCCUGGAAUGCUACAAGAGAUUGUUGUGAAUGGGGUGGUGUUACUUGCAAUGGAUUUACAGGUCAUGUCAUAGGCCUCGAUCUUUCUUGCAGCUUUGUUAGCGGAACCAUCAAUGCUAACAGCACCCUCAAAAAACUUGGUCAUCUCCAAAGACUCAACCUUGCCUUCAAUGAGUUGAGUGGGUUUCCACUUGGAAAUAGCAUUAGUCAACUCACUAGUUUGACGCAUCUCAAUCUUUCGCAUUAUGGAAAUAUGAUAAGGGAGAUGCAGAUCCCAGCAGGAUUAACAAACUUGUCUAAAUUGGUUUCACUUGACCUCUCCUGGCAUUUCACUGUUGGUUUAACAACGUUCAGAAGUUUGCUUCAAGACUUAACCAAUUUGGAGGUAUUGUUGCUUGACAACGUGGACGUUUUUGAGAACAUAAAUGAGUUACCUAAGAACCUUUCUUCCUCCCUUAGGUACUUAAGUCUUCAAGGAACUGGCAUGUUUGGGAACAUAACUGAGUCUCAGAUUUUUCAUCUACCAAACUUGCAAGUGCUGAGGUUGGGAGAUAAUCCGUCGUUAACAGGCACUUUGCCAAAUUUCUAUUGGAAUUUCAGUAAAAGUGUUUUAGAGUUGGACUUCUCUUAUACUGGUAUUUUUGGGAAGCUACCUGAUUCUAUUGGUAAUCUCCAUUCUCUUUGCUAUUUGAACCUCUUGUAUUGCCAUUUAUCUGGCUCGAUUCCAGAAUCCCUUGGCAACCUCACUGCGAUCAGAGAGUUGACACUUUCAGGUAACAGCUUUACUGGUAUUGUUCUCUCAACUAUCUCAAAAUUAAACAAACUCGUUCGUUUAGAUAUCUCUUCCAACCAUUUUCAAGGCUCAAUUCCAGAAUCCAUUGGCAACCUCACUGCAAUCACAGAGCUGGAACUUUCAGAUAACAGCUUCACUGGAAAUGUUCCCUCAAGUAUCGGAAAGCAGAAUAAACUUGACUCCUUAUAUCUCUCUUCCAAUAAUUUUGAAGGCUCGAUUCCAGACAUCUUUGCCAACUUUUCGGAGCUACAUACUUUAUAUUUAGACAAUAACAAGUUCACCGGCCCCCUCCCCUAUUCCAUUGCAACCUUGACACGCCUUGAAUUAUUAUACUUGCAAAACAAUUCACUAACUGGUUCACUUCCCUCUAAUAUAAGUGGACUUCAAGAUCUACGAAACCUUGAUUUGUCCUUCAAUUACAUCACUGGCGUAACACCCCCUUGGUUAUUCCAUCUUCCAUCCUUGAGUUUUUUAUCUGUUCAACACAAUCAAUUAACCGGGAAAUUGCCAAAUGAGCUCAAGACCAAUUAUGUAGAAUACUUAUAUAUUGAUCUAUCAUACAACAAGCUGCAAGGUGAAAUUCCGUAUUGGAUGUUUUCUACAAGCAUGGAUAGCCUGGAUCUCUCUCAUAACUUCCUCACAGGCUUUGAAAAACAAGUAUGGCACUCAGGCUCCUUACGAUACCUUAAUUUGGAGAACAAUUUUCUUCAAGGGACUUUAAAUCAAUCCAUUUGUGACAUGAUUAGCCUUGAAUUCCUCAUUUUGGCUCACAACAAUUUCAGUGGUUCAAUCCCAGACUGUUUGGGUAACUCCAGUAGCGUCAUUUCUAUUUUAGACUUGCGGAUGAACAAUUUUCAUGGAGAGAUACCAAGAUUCUUACCUACAGGGUUAGAGUAUCUUGGUUUAUAUGGCAAUCAAUUGAGGGGACAAGUCUCGCGAUCCUUGGUUAACUGUACAAGCUUGGUAGCUCUUGAUUUGGGGAACAACAAGUUGAAUGACACGUUCCCCAUAUGGCUCGAGAAACUUGCAAACCUACAAGUUCUGAUUCUUAAAUCAAAUCUCUUUUACGGUCCAAUUGGUGAUUUGGAGUCCGAAUUUCCAUUUCCUGAGUUACGGAUCCUAGACCUUUCCUUUAAUGGGUUCACUGGAACUUUGCCAUCUAGUCUUUUCAAAAGUUUCAGAGGUAUGAUGGAUUUGGAUGAAGAAAAUACAGGAAUUACUCAAGUAAGUAAAAGCAAUGACACAGAUUACCUUUACCAUGUUAGUUUAGUGAUAAAAGGUAAUGAGUAUGAUAUGAGAAUCACGUCAAUCAUGACGAGUGUUGAUUUAUCAAGCAACAGGUUUGAAGGAGAUAUUCCAAAAUCCAUUGGAAGUCUGAGGUCACUUGUGUUACUAAACCUAUCCCACAACAGCUUCCGUGGUCAUAUUCCUGCAGAAUUUACAAAGUUGCAGCAGCUCGAAGCAUUAGAUCUCUCGUGGAACAGACUCAUACGAGAAAUUCCAGGUCAAUUGUCGAGUUUGACAUUUCUUGAGGUCUUAAACCUUUCCUACAAUCAUCUGGCUGGGCGCGUUCCUAUUGGGAAACAGUUCAAUACAUUUCCAAAUGAUUCGUAUUGUGGAAAUCCUGAUUUAUGUGGAUUUCCACUGUCAAAGGAGUGUGGAAACAAUAAUGAGUCACCACUUGAACACGAUGAUAGUGAUGAUGAUUCAUUUUUUAUGAGCGGGUUCACUUGGGAAGCAGUUGUAAUAGGUUAUGGUUGUGGUAUGAUAUUUGGAUUGUUGAUAGGAGGACUAAUGUUUCUGCUGGAAAAACCAAAAUGGUAUGUGAAUUUUGCUGAAGAUAUUGCUCAACAAAUUGCUGCUAAGAAGCGAAAAAGGCAAAAGAAGAGACGUCAAAGACGUGGUGUAAGAAUGAAUUAGCAAAUAAACCAGAGAGUUGGACAAGUUAAUUAGCAAGUUAGCAUUGAUGUUCUGGCAAAUUUCAAUGGAUGCAUCUGUUUCUUCAUAAUACAUAAUAAGUUACAAUUGAUUUCUGUAGUUUUGUGGCAAAUAAUAAAUUAGCUUUAGACAUAGCAACCUCUACCCUCUGGCUCAUAAUGUAUCGUAUUAUAUUGUAUUGUU